Messenger RNA from Melampsora larici-populina 98AG31, 909 nucleotides. RefSeq lists its product as uncharacterized. The transcript is spliced from 4 exons. Lineage: Eukaryota; Fungi; Basidiomycota; Pucciniomycetes; Pucciniales; Melampsoraceae. Bases 1 to 909 code for a protein of 302 amino acids. The record is from RefSeq and is a predicted model, not a curated record.
AUGGGGGCUGGUGGUGCCCACCGUAAACGCCGGAUGAGUUAUGAGAUUCAAGCUAAGGGAUUCAGCCACGCCCAGUUCAAGCUCAAAGCCGGUAAUAUUUAUUAUUUGAGAGGCUCAUUUUUCCCAUCUAAUACAGACAAGACUAAGGACGAUUUGCUAUUCUUUGAGGCGUCGGAUCGUGUUUUGAUUGGACCAAUUGAGACUUUCAGCGGCGAUCUGGUUGAUUCAAUUGGUGUAACUGGAGUUGGCAUUGUAACUGCUAUUGACCAGAUGCCCGAGCCUAUCACUAACGGAUGCAAGCCAAACCCAGCCGACGGUGAAAAGAUUGUUACUAUUGUUACCGUGCUUCACUCGGAUUACCACCCAAUUUCAAAGGAACCGAGACAAUGUAAAGUUCAGUAUCGAAUUCCGCCAACUCGCAACUUGGCUGGUACCCCGAAAAUACUAAGAAUCAGCCGUGAAUAUCAAUUCCAUGGAUUUCUCAAGGACUUUGAUGAGGUCAACUUUCUGUAUGUAGUAAUUGCAAGCAAAGUUUCACCAACUACCGGUAGUAAAGAAUACGAGGUUGGAGCCAAAGCUAGCAAUGAAGAUAACAACGAAGUCAAAGCGGUGACAUCAAAAAACAAGCCCGUUAAAUUCACGCCAGCACCUGUCAAUGCGCCUUUCAAGUCCCCAGUUAUCGCUACAGAUUCGGAAUCAGGUUCUAAUCUAACAUUUGGACCCGCAGAUUUCGGACCCUCCUCUUUCUCUUCUGCAUCUUCAAGACCAACUCCAGGCGAAUCUUCCAACUCAUCUGAUGCUGUGAAUCCUAGCUUAGACUCAGGUUCCCUUGGUAAGAAGAGGAGUCGGGCUCAACCAAAGCGCGCAGGCAAGAAAGCCAAAGCCCUCGAUUUGAGCUUGGAAGAUUAA